This is a messenger RNA of Corticium candelabrum, 1841 nucleotides long. RefSeq names its product autophagy-related protein 16-1-like. Lineage: Eukaryota; Metazoa; Porifera; Homoscleromorpha; Homosclerophorida; Plakinidae. The transcript has 20 exons. The record is from RefSeq and is a predicted model, not a curated record. Bases 18 to 1742 code for a protein of 574 amino acids. Gene Ontology annotation, molecular function: protein binding. Gene Ontology annotation, biological process: autophagosome assembly. Gene Ontology annotation, cellular component: autophagosome membrane.
CGCAUCUAAGUAAUGUAAUGGCCACCUCAGACUUCCGUUCAAUUCUACUUUCUCAGUUGAAAGUCAGGAGUAAGAAAGAGGGAAGUUCGUUUGCAGAAAUCAUCAGAUCACACAACAAAUUGUUUGAGAGUUAUGAUUCACUAAAGAGUAGGAUCAGUCAAUUAGAGGUGGAAUGUACGAAUCUGCGUCAGGACAAUUUAGAGUUGGCAAGACGGCCAGGAAGCGGUGAUGGCACAUCAAGUGUUGCUGAUCGUGAGCGGAUCAUGCGACUGCAUGUUGAGUUGAACGAUUUACACAGAAAGAAAUCAGAAAAUGCAGAUCAAAUCAUUGAGAUGACGAAGACAAUUCAAGUCAAGGAAGAACUUAUACACAAGCUUGAGGCUCAAUUACAAGAGACGACUGCUGAAAAGAGGGAGGCAAUAAUACAAGCAAAUUCCUUCAGACAAGCUCUUGAAGAUGUGGAAAAGGCAAAUCAGGUAUUAAAGGAUGAACAGCAAGCAUUGCAGCUGGCUUGUAAUGCUCAAGAUGAAAAGCUUAAGAAACUACAACACGAUAAUCAUGACUUAGUUGAGAGAUGGAUGGCACAGAAAGCUAAAGAUGCUGAUAAAAUGAAUCGCAAAAACGAAGAAGAAGCAACAAAAGCACGACUAACUAUGGCACAACAAGAAGUGAUAGCUGGUGAUCAAGAGCAGUCCUCUUCUUCUAGUGCUGCUGCUUCUGCUAUCGCUGCCAUCAAACAGGGUCCAUCAGCUUUACUAAGACGUUUAAGUACAAAAUCGAAUGCUGAAAGCUCAGAAGAAGUGUCCAACCAUCAGUCAGUUUGUUACAAUGCCAUCAUUCCAGCAGUUGCUUCACAGAAAUUUGAUGCACAUGAUGGUGAAGUCGUUGCUGUGAAGUUCAGCACAUCUGGCAGAUUACUGGCAACUGGAGGAUCUGACAGGAAAAUUAAGUUGUGGGAAACAUUGGCUGGCAAGCAACAUGAGAAAGGGACAUUGCUGGGCAGCAAUGCUGGUAUUACAUCUGUUGAAUUUGAUCUGCAGGAAAAGCUUGUGUUGGGCAGUUCUAAUGAUCAUAGUGCUAGAGUGUGGGGAGUCACUGAUCAGAGAUGCAGACAUGCAUUGACUGGCCACUCCAACAAAGUGAUGACAGCUAGGUUUUUAGGAGGAGAUGCAAUAAGAGUGGUUACAGGAAGCCACGACAGAACUUUAAAAGUGUGGGAUCUAAGAAGCAAAUCUUGUGUAAAGACCAUAUUUGCUGGUUCUAGUUGUAAUGAUUUAGUUGUUAGUGAUGGAGCAGGAGCUUGUGUCAUCAGCGGUCACUUUGAUAAGAGAAUAAGAUUCUGGGAUAUCAGAUCUGAUGCGAGUGCUAAUGAGAUUUCUCUUCAAGGCAAAGUCACAUCACUCGAUUUGUCCCCAGACCGGACAUUGCUGUUGAGUAGUUCACGUGAUGAUACAUUGAAGUUGAUCGAUUUGAGAAUGAAUCAAGUGACAGGAACAUUCAGUGCUGAUGGAUUCAAAGUUGGCGUGGACUACACAAGAGCCUGCUUCAGUCCAGAUGGCAUGUUUGUAGCUGCUGGAUCACAAGAUGGUAGUUUGUUUGUGUGGCAGACACAAACGGGAAAAUUAGAAAAGACAGUUCGAGAACACAGCUCUUGUGUUGUGGCCUGCACGUGGCAUCCCAGUGGAUCAUCUUUGGUGAGCUGUGAUCGCACCAAGAAAUGUAUCUUUUGGUCUGACCAUUGAUUUCAUGUCACUAUUUUUGUGCUGACUUUUUGCCUCCUUUGUACAAAUGAUGUGGUCGUGUUUGUGUAGCAUUUCUUAGGAAUGACACUUACCAUAUUG